This is a messenger RNA of Manis pentadactyla (Chinese pangolin), 1675 nucleotides long. RefSeq names its product adenylate kinase 2 (gene AK2). The record is from RefSeq and is a predicted model, not a curated record. The transcript is spliced from 7 exons. Gene Ontology annotation, molecular function: ATP binding; AMP kinase activity. Gene Ontology annotation, cellular component: mitochondrion; cytoplasm. The coding region runs from base 104 to 808 and encodes 234 amino acids. Gene Ontology annotation, biological process: ADP biosynthetic process. Lineage: Eukaryota; Metazoa; Chordata; Mammalia; Pholidota; Manidae.
GAGGAGCGAGUGGGGUGCGCGUAGCGUGCGUGGCUCGCUGGCCUGGAAGCGGUGGACCUGCGAGGUGUGCAGGCGAGUUGAGCCGUGAGAGCUUUCGGCGGCCAUGGCCCCCAACGCGCCCGCGGCCGAAUCGCCCCAAGAGUGCCCUAAAGGCAUCCGGGCCGUGCUGCUGGGGCCGCCCGGAGCUGGCAAGGGUACCCAGGCACCCAGAUUGGCUGAGAACUUCUGUGUCUGCCAUUUGGCUACAGGAGACAUGCUGAGGGCCAUGGUGGCUUCUGGCUCAGAGUUGGGAAAAAAGCUGAAGGCAACUAUGGACGCCGGGAAACUGGUGAGUGAUGAAAUGGUAGUAGAGCUCAUUGAGAAGAAUUUGGAGACCCCUCCAUGCAAGAAUGGGUUUCUUCUAGAUGGCUUCCCCCGGACUGUGCGGCAGGCAGAAAUGCUUGAUGACCUUAUGGAGAAGAGGAAAGAGAAGCUUGAUUCUGUGAUUGAAUUCAGCAUCCCAGACUCUCUGCUGAUCCGGAGAAUCACAGGAAGGCUGAUUCACCCCCCAAGUGGCCGUUCCUACCACAAGGAGUUCAACCCCCCAAAGGAACCCAUGAAAGAUGAUAUCACUGGGGAACCCUUGAUCCGCAGAUCAGAUGAUAAUGAGAAUGCUUUGAAAAUCCGCCUGGAGGCCUACCACACUCAGACCAUCCCUCUGGUGGAGUACUACAGGAAAAGAGGAAUCCAUUCUGCCAUCAACGCAGCCCAGACCCCUGACGUUGUGUUUGCGAGCAUCCUAGCAGCCUUCUCCAAAGCCACAUCCUAGUAACAGAAGGCCAGGCGAGACUGCACCCCUGCUCAUCACCCCGCGGCGUGAUCCCUGCUGUUAGGUGCUGGGCAAGGGGGGAGGGAUGGUCAGGGUGAGGGUGGAGAGGGAAGGGUGUGAGGGGCUCCAAAGGACUACUGGAAAAGCAGGGUGCUGUAGGGAGGCGGCUUCUGUCACACAUAGUAGGAGUCUUAAAAAGUAGAAGUAAAGGGGAAAAUUAAUAUUUUAAAAAACUGAUUAGAGGGUAUAAGUAGAAAUAGGAAGAUACAGUAUUAUUUCUAAGGAAUCGAGUUUUUGUUGACUCGGGACUGGUGACAAUAUUUUUUAAAGCCAAUGCCCUGAAACCUCAGCUUUUAUCUCAGAACCUCAUGGGUUGCCAAUCCAAGAAUGCAGGAAAUCGAACUCUCGUCCAGUCUUCCUAAAGCUUGGAACAGCAAGGGUUCAACUACUGACCUUAUACCAUGAGGUCAAAAAAUCAUCUACACAUUUGAAACAGAUACAGGGUGUGUUCAUGGGGGCAGUGACUCAGCAAAUCGGGUUUACUGGCGCCAUGGGGAAGGUGAGGCAGGCUGGUCUCUCUCCGAUUCGCUGUGGGUUUCUCGUGCGGCCUGCUCUCAGCAGCCAGCCAGCACGUGCCACUCUGCUGUUGCUCUUGCGUCUUCCAUCCGUGGUGUUGGAAGGGACCCUUUUGAACAAAUAAGCAAGUGUCUUAAGCAACAUCAUCCAAAGAUUGUCCUUCCCAUCCUCCAAUCCUGUGCCUGGGAUCACUCAACAACACUGUGACACAGUAUUUUCAAUGAGGUGCCUUUCUGAACUGACCAAAUGCUGCCUUGUUGGCCUCUGAACCAAUAAAGUAUGUUAAAAGUU